UGGCCGCGGCUCUCGGUGCCGGGCUCCGCGCCUUUCGGGCCACACGGCGACCUCGGGCGGCGGGUCGCGUCGGCCGGGCAUGGCGGCGUGGAGCCCGGCCGCGGCAGCGCCUCUGCUCCGCCAGAUUCGCCGGCUUUCUCUUCCCCACUGUGCCCAGCGGAUGUUUGCCUCGCAGACUGAGGGGGAGCUCAAAGUGACCCAAAUUCUUAAAAAAAACUUUCCUCGAGCUACAGCAAUCAAAGUCACUGACAUUUCAGGAGGCUGUGGGGCGAUGUAUGAGAUCCAGAUCGAGUCAGAAGAAUUUAAGGAGAAGAGGACUGUGCAGCAGCACCAGAUGGUAAAUCAGAUUCCCCCACCCUUUGCAUCUUGGUGAGAAGUGGAGCCUGCCUCCCCCAACAGAAGCUAACAAGGCCUGCUUUCCUAGCUGCCCUGCAGAUAAGGCACCGGCAUAUGGCGGGGAUUCAGCCAAUCAGACAGAUCUGCCCUGGACUUUGAAUUGGGAGCAAGUGAUGCCCAGAAGCGGGGACAGGGGUGCAUUGAUUCUGGCGACUGCGGCAGUGGUGUUCUGGGUGGCGGCAACGGCAGUCGGUGCUACGAGCUGCUGUCUCGUGUCCAUGGUGGUGGGCGCGGUGUCGGCAUCUGCACUACCAUUUGCUCUGGCCACAGAGCCUUCCAGUUCCUGCCCAUUUUCAGAAGCUGGUUCGCCAGUGUUCCCAGAAAUUCUGUGAUUGCCCCCAUAUUCUUCCCUUAAAUUCUUUUCUGCUCAUAUCAGCCUUGCCAAUGCCUGUUGCUUGCACCUGAGAGCCCCGAUGGGUUCACUGGCAGGGUGGGUCCUGCCCUCCCACCCCCACUGCCCAGCGGUACAGCUUUCUGGAGAUCCCAGGGCCACUGUUGCUCUCAGUCCUCGGAGCCCCAGUCACUGUGGCGAUGGCAGGUGGGUCAUCCAUUCCUUCCUCACACUCCUCCUUUGUCUUUCCUGGAACCGACCACCAGUGGUCACUAUUGGUCCUGUAGGGCCCUCAGACCUCCCUAAGAAAUGAGUAUGUAGGUAAAACAACCUUGGGCCGCAGAGUCUUAGAGCCACACAGAUUUUAAAUACCCUGUUCACAUACUUCAUCCCCAUUUUUUGUCUUAAAAAUAGUCUAUGUUUUCACAGUAGGGGGAAGGGAUUGGUGUUCUGCCAAGGCAGAGCUGCCGCUUACAUGGAAUAGUCACUCAGUUGUAUCAGAACUGAGAAGACGGGCUAAAACAGAACUCCUGAGGGCCCACGGCACCUCUGAAAGAGCUAAACACCCCAGAGCCCAGCUCUUAGGUGGUGUAGUGAGGAGACCCAUCAAACGAGUCCCAGAGGCCAGAAGAAGGUGGUGGUCAGAGAGAACAGAGACCACAGAAUAGAGUACAUGGUGAUUACUUGUGUGGUGCCUAAUUGUCCAGGGUGGGCUGGACAGAGUGAUCUGCUUCUAAAGAACAGAGUAAAGUGGAAGUGACAAUGUGCAGCUUCAGAGACGAGGUCGUAAAAGGCACUGUGGCUUCCUCCUUGCUCUGUCUUUUGGAUUGCUCGCUCUGAGGGAAGGUGGCCGCCAUGUUGUGAGGACACCCCAGCAGCUUGUGGAGAGCCCCAUGUGAGGAACUGAGGCCUCUUACCAGCAGCCCAUGAAACAGGCCUGCCAGCAGCCAGCUGGGAUGUGGGCCUUGUGCCAAGACAAGAGCCAUGUGAGUGGGCCAUCUUGGCAGGGCAUCCUUCCAAGUCGCAGUCAAGCCUUCAGAAAACUGUAGCGUCAGCUGACAGCUUGACUGCAACCUAACCAAAGCCACCUAGCUAAGCCACUCCCCAAUUCCUGACCAAAAGAUAAUGUUUGUUGUUUUUAAGCCAUGAAGUUUGGGGGUAAAUUUUUAUGCAGUGAUAGAUAACCAAUACUUGUACAUUGCCAGGAGGACUCGGGUCUUUCACAGAUUGAAGUAAGGGUUGAAGAGCCAAGCUGCAGAAAGGACAGGGGUACAGUUAAAUGUCAGGAACACCAGUGCCACCAGGUCUCUGCAUCUCCUGCCUGCUUCUCUCUGCAGAUCAACAUUCUUAUCUCUCACUCUGGGUUGGUUUCCACCUUAUAGCUGUGAUUAUAGUGCCAGUAUUUCUUAAUUUUUAUAUCUGAAUUGUCCAGUCCACAAAAAAAGCAGAAUUUUCCUUCCAAGAUCUGGUUCAAACUGCCAAGGAAGGCCUCUGAUCAGCCCCUCUUGAAUCAGGAGCCACCCUGGACUAAACAGCUGUCGUGUACUGCAGCCUGUCUCUGGACUCUGGUUUGGGGUGGAGGGAGGAGCAAUGCCAAGGGUUCUGUUCUCCAAAGAUGGGGCUGGAUCAAAGCAACAGGUGUUCUCGCCUGGAGGAAAAGGCCAUGUGGCCUAGCAGGCCUCCUAGGAGUCCAGGGACUCUUCCCUCUGCCUCACCCCACCCCCACCCCAGGGGACUCUUCGGGCCCAGUGAAAUGUGUCACUCCCACUACCACUUACGUCCAUCUGCACCCAAAUCUGGCAACAAGAACUUUUUAAAGUAGUCCCCCCUAGUUGUUAUUCCCCCCCUCAAAUUAAAAGGAAAGUUGGGAGAGGAAUCACAGGGUUUCUUUUUAGUUGAUUAAAAAAGAAGAAAUUGUUAUUGGCCAGAGUAUAACAUUGCAUCUGAUACAGCCAACUCCUAGCUUUUUGAUUAAGUGCUACUUGUGGAAACUGCUGAAUUAUGAUGAAAGAUGAUAGGUUUUCUGAGCUAAAUGUCUUUUUAAAAACAGUGUACAGUUUUCCAGUGGAAAAUCCAGAGUCCUGAGGUAGGUGCUUGCUGACUAGGCAAGUCAAUCUGAGGGGAACAGCCCUGUCCACAGCCCUCGCCCAGGCCCGUUUUGUUCCAUGGGUUCCUGUAGGGCCCUGUCACCCCUGACUAGAGCACCUAACUUCGCAGUCAUGGAGCAGACUGGCCUGUAACCUGGGAGGAGACCUGGGGCCACGAAGCCCCACCCAGACACUCACAGUGGCAAAGAAUCAAUAGAUCCAAUUCCCUUUCUUGGGAAUCCAAACUGGAAAGGGUGAGCAAACGACCCAGGGACAGCCAGCCCGCAGACUGACUAAUGGCUGGUGGAAAGCUCAGGGCAAACAAAUCUGGGCGUUCAAAUUGGGGAAAGAUGGACACAGUAGAUCAGGUAAGAAGUGGAAAUUGAAAAAGACCUUCUGGGAGAUGUCAUGAGUCGGAAUUAAGGGGAACUGGAGGGGGCCUCCAGAUGGCUCAGUUGGUUAGAGGGCGAGCUCUGAACAACAGCGUUGCUGGUUCGAUUCCCACAUGAGCCAGUGAGCUGCGCCCUCCACAACUAGAUUGAAGACAACGAGCUGCAGCUGAUGGGCCCUGGAGAAACACACUGUUCCCCAAUAUUACUCAAUAAAAAUUAAAAAAGAAAAAAGAAGAUGACGUGGACACUAUAACAAAGAAGGUAGAGUGAUUCUCAAUCUGGAUGUAAGUGAAAACUACUUGGGGUACUUAAAAUACCCCUACCUGAGUCCCUCCCAAGUCU
This is a messenger RNA of Rhinolophus ferrumequinum (greater horseshoe bat), 3548 nucleotides long. RefSeq names its product bolA family member 3 (gene BOLA3). The transcript is spliced from 4 exons. Bases 80 to 373 code for a protein of 97 amino acids. NCBI's taxonomy places the organism in Eukaryota, Metazoa, Chordata, Mammalia, Chiroptera, Rhinolophidae. The record is from RefSeq and is a predicted model, not a curated record.